AUGUCAGCAACAGAUAAUCCUGAAAAUAAUCAGGCUAAAGGCCUCAAGAGGAAGAAAAAACGCUCAGCAAAUCAGAUGGCGAAGAAACUCGCCCGAAGACGAGAUCCAGGACAUGGCAGUGAACUGGACUCAGACAGCUAUCAAUACAUGGUACGAAUAAUGGAGGUGCUUCGCACAGAUUUUUCCACUAUGGAUGACAAGCUGAUGUUCGUCAACAAUGUCUUCGAGCAGACGAUCGACCACGAGGUGGCUUACGCCAAGAACCAGGUGGGCUCGUUAGUCCUGGACACACUCAUGAAAUACGCAAGUCUGGAGGUUAUCCAGAGGAUCAGCGAUGCUUUUAGCCCGACAUUGAGGCCAAUAUGCAGUGACAGAUUUGCCAGUCACGUCUUGGAGAGGAUUAUUCAGACCUGUGCAGACAGAGGAAACCGAAAAUCCAAGUCUGAGCCACUGAAAGAUGAGGUGCCAAUUGCAGUGGAGGAAGUGGCAAAGUACAACGAUAUAACUAUCAAGCUUAGCAAGUACAUGAUAAACAACAUUGAGGAGUUUAUUGACGACCCGUACGCCAAUCAUAUCCUGAGAACAUCAAUCCACUGUUUGGGGGGUCUGAUAGACAGAGAGGAUGAGAAAAAAAAGACAGUGAUACUGACACAACGAAGGGAAGUCAUCCAGAGUUACACAGACUUAUUAACAGACGCAGGAAAUCGUCUGCUGCGAUGGCCCAAGUUCAUGGAAUUCGGAAAGGAACAAUUAACCUCAGGUUUACUUCAAACGUACAUUGUAACGUUAAAGGACGUGGAUGCAAAGCUGACACGUUCAAUAAUUAAAAAAAUUAUUUCCGAAUGCUUCAACGAAAAUUCGGAAGACAGUUUAUCCAACAUUUUCGACACAGAAAGUUCUCUGAGACUCCUGGAAACCUGUUUAGCCUCUGCAGAUAUCAAAAUGUACGGAAAAAUCUUCAAAAUGUUGUUCGCUGGGCACUUGAAGGAAUUGUCCUUGAUGAAAAGUGCCAACUUCACCGUCCAGAGGCUGAUGGAUCACUGCCCCACGAAGGAGGACUUUGAGACGAUCUUCACUGAGAUCUCGGAGUAUUUCUCGGAUAUCCUAGAGAGGCAACACACCGGGGUCUUGUCGAGUCUGGCGAACGCUUGUUUACGACUGCAGGCAAAGCAGGGACCCUUCGUCAGUGUUGUUUCGAAGGAAUUGCAUUGCGAUGAGCCAACGGAACGGCAGCUCUUCCUUGUCCCUUUGGCCUCCAGAUUAGUUACCUUUGAGCAGUUGGAGUCUGCAAGAAAGCAGAGCAGGACCAUACCUCUGCAUCUCCAUGGCAGUCUGAUCCUCCAAGCCAUUCUUCAAUUCAACAAGCCCAUCAAGAUCGUCAACUCCAUAUUUUCCAUAGAUGGGAACGAGCUGGCUGCACUCUUCAGCGAUCCAAAGGGCAGCAGAAUAUUGGAUGCUUUUAUGGAUAGUAAAUUUGUGGGGGAAAAGAGCAGAGAUAAAUUAGCCAAACAGCUCAAGGGACACUGGGUCACACUGGCCUGUGGUACACAUGGCUCCAGAUGUCUCGACAAAAUUUGGCAGUACUCCAAGGACAAUCAGAAGAUUCAUAUCAUGGAGGAGCUCGCUGCAGCUGGGGAGGCUAUGAAUUCAACGAAAACAGGGAGACUCAUCUCCACGAAACUUAAUGUUUCUCUGUUUGCACGCAACAGGAAGGAGUGGAGUGAGGCGAGGGGAAAGGAGGAGAAGGCCAAAGCACUUUUUGCCAAUAUCAUUGGGAAGUGAAAGCCCAGUAAGAGUUGAUUAAUGUCAGGCAGUGCAGUUUUUGAGGAAUAUCUCCGAAUCUAAGAGAGAUACCGGAUUUUUUGUAAUGACAUUUGUUGUAGCCCUCAAUUUUUUCCAUAAAAAAGUUUAUGAUCAAAAUUUCGUUACCUUCCUUAGAUUUCAAGAUAUUCACCAAAACGGGGUCAAUCGUCGAAAGUGCGAAUUUUCAAGUGUACAGCUGUUGAAUAAAAAAAAUUAUCAAUAAAAAACUGAUCGUUCCAAUGAAUCUCCUGGACAAUGAACAAUUACUGAAUUAUAAUAAAUUCCCAUAAUGCAGAAUUAUGUAUUUCAAUUAUUCGUAAUUACACGUCGAUC
Messenger RNA from Diachasmimorpha longicaudata, 2136 nucleotides. RefSeq names its product nucleolar protein 9. NCBI's taxonomy places the organism in Eukaryota, Metazoa, Arthropoda, Insecta, Hymenoptera, Braconidae. The coding region runs from base 1 to 1782 and encodes 593 amino acids. Gene Ontology annotation, cellular component: 90S preribosome; nucleolus; preribosome, small subunit precursor. Gene Ontology annotation, biological process: endonucleolytic cleavage to generate mature 5'-end of SSU-rRNA from (SSU-rRNA, 5.8S rRNA, LSU-rRNA); ribosomal small subunit export from nucleus; endonucleolytic cleavage in 5'-ETS of tricistronic rRNA transcript (SSU-rRNA, 5.8S rRNA, LSU-rRNA). Gene Ontology annotation, molecular function: RNA binding. The transcript has a single exon. The record is from RefSeq and is a predicted model, not a curated record.